GGGAGUUCACUCCUGCCAAUGGUCGAAUUGCUUCUCCGCUUGGUUGCGCUCCCCAUCAAACGUGCGGGAGCCAAUUAUAAGGCCCUGAUAUCCGAAGGAGAAAGGCCGAAAACCCUAACCAAACCCUAGAAGAAGUUUUCCGGAACCUUGUUGCCCAAGUAAUCGAUCCGUCUCCCUUUGGCUAUUGGCAGGCGCCUCUCGCGACCCCUUCUGGUAUUUUGAUCCUCGUUGCUCCGCCGAAGCUCGCGCUUUCGAUACUAGUAUCUAAAUCUUGCCGAUCCAAUUCCAUCAUGGCAACUCGUAUUCAAUUUGAGAACUCUUGUGAAGCUGGGGUUUUCUCGAAGCUGACAAAUGCAUACUGUUUGGUUGCAAUUGGAGGAUCUGAAAAUUUUUACAGUGCAUUUGAAGCUGAGCUUUCUGAUGUCAUCCCUGUUGUCAAGACCUCUAUAGCAGGCACUAGAAUAAUUGGGCGGCUGUGUGCUGGAAAUAAGAAUGGGCUUCUACUGCCACACACAACCACUGACCAAGAACUCCAACACCUGAGGAACAGUCUACCUGACCAAGUGGUUGUUCAGCGGAUUGACGAAAGACUGUCUGCUUUAGGCAAUUGCGUAGCCUGCAAUGACCAUGUUGCUCUUACACAUCCUGAUCUUGACAAGGAAACAGAAGAGCUCAUUGCAGACGUUCUUGGAGUAGAAGUGUUUAGGCAGACAAUUGCUGGAAACAUUCUUGUUGGGAGUUAUUGCGCUUUGUCAAAUAGAGGUGGUUUGGUUCAUCCACACACAUCCAUUGAGGAUCUUGAUGAACUUUCUACGCUUCUUCAAGUUCCCCUUGUUGCAGGGACCGUGAACAGAGGCAGCGAGGUCAUUGCUGCUGGCAUGACUGUGAAUGACUGGACUGCAUUCUGUGGGUCAGACACCACAGCGACUGAGCUCUCUGUCAUUGAAAGUGUUUUCAAACUGAGAGAAGAAGCCCAACCAAGCUCAAUUGUUGAUGAGAUGCGGAAAUCACUUAUCGACAGCUACGUUUAGGAUUUUAAGAUUAUUGAUGAUUUUUGGAUGCAACUUAAUUUGUCUCCUGGCUGCACUUAUUGUUAAGUGUUCGCUGUUAUGUUUCGUGUGAUGUUUAGAGCAUUGCAUGCACUGAUGCUGUUUAUGCAAGUUUCAACCCCCCCAAAAAAGAGAUUUUUUUUUAUGACA
Molecule: messenger RNA, 1199 nt
Organism: Phoenix dactylifera (date palm)
Lineage: Eukaryota; Viridiplantae; Streptophyta; Magnoliopsida; Arecales; Arecaceae
Product: eukaryotic translation initiation factor 6-2
Biological process (GO): cytosolic ribosome assembly
Molecular function (GO): ribosome binding
Source: RefSeq, a predicted model, not a curated record